Messenger RNA from Cloeon dipterum, 1799 nucleotides. RefSeq names its product dnaJ homolog subfamily C member 7-like. The coding region runs from base 82 to 1578 and encodes 498 amino acids. NCBI's taxonomy places the organism in Eukaryota, Metazoa, Arthropoda, Insecta, Ephemeroptera, Baetidae. The transcript has 6 exons. The record is from RefSeq and is a predicted model, not a curated record. Gene Ontology annotation, molecular function: protein binding.
AGGGAUAAUCACGCACGCUCGACGACAUCAACCAGAAAGUUCUUCGAUCGCAAUUUUCUUUCUUUCCAACACAACACAAGCAUGGCGGAGGACUUCGAAAUGGACCUGGACUUGGAUGUCAUCGAAGUUCCCAUCGUGGAACCCGAAGUCGACAGGGAAGAGCAGGGCGAGAGUGAGAGGUUAGCUGGCAAUGAGAAAUUCAAGAUUAGGGACUACAGAGGCGCACUUGCCUGCUACACCAGGGCUGUUGACUGGUGUCCCAAAAAUGUGAACUAUCUUGGAAAUAGAUCAGCCUGCUUGCUGAUGCUCAGCGACUUCACAGGUGCGUUGGCUGAUGCAAGAAAAACAGUCGAGAUGGAUCCAACAUAUAUGAAGGGCUACAGCCGGAUUGCCAAAUGCUGCAUCAAUUUGGGGGAUAUCGCAACCGCGGAAAACUACAUUCAGAGGGCUUUGGAGAUCGAGCCAGACAACCAGUCAUUUAACCCUGAAAAGGGCAACAUCGAAACUGUCAAGUACCAUCUCGCAGAAGCACAGCGGGCCCUGGAUAAAGAGGAUUACCGAAAGGUUGUCUAUUGCAUGGACCGGUGCAUUGCCGUCUCCUGUGCCUGCUCUCACUUCCGGCUCUUAAAGGCCGAGUCCUUGGCCUUCCUUGGCAGGUUCCAAGAGGGCGAAGAGCUGGCCAACAACGUGCUGGCCAAGGACAAAAGCAGUAUAGAGGCCAUCUACGUGCGUGGCCUGUGCCUCUACUUCCAGGACAACCUUGACAAGGCGCUUACCUACUUCCAAACGGUGCUGCGUCUCGCACCUGACUUCGAAAAAGCAAAGGUGGCCUAUAAAAAGGCCAAGCUGACCCGCCAAUUGAAGGACGAGGGGAACCAGCUCUACAACAGCGGAAAACUGGUCGAGGCUGCGGAAAAGUACACUUGCGCCCUCGAGGUUGACGCUCUUAACUGCGUGACCAACUCAAAAUUGUUUUGCAACCGCGCUGCUGUGUCUGCUAAGCUGAACCAAUACCAGGAGGUGAUUGACGACUGCAACAGAGCUCUCAAACUGGACCCACAGUACCAAAAGGCGCUGCUCAGGCGAGCGAUCGCUUACUCAGAGUUGAAGAACUACGAAGAGGCUGUGAAAGACUACGAAGCCCUUUACAAAAUGAACCGCAGCAGGGAAAACAAAAAGAUGUGGAACGAUGCGAAACUGGAGCUGAAAAAGUCAAAGAGGAAAGACUACUACAAAAUCCUGGGCCUGUCGAAGAACGCGUCGGACGAUGACAUCAAGAAGGCGUACAAGAAGAAGGCCUUAGAGCACCACCCAGAUCGCCACGCGAACACCAGCGACGUUGAGAAAAAGGAGCACGAGCGCUUGUUCAAGGACGUGGGCGAGGCGUACGCUGUUCUCAUGGACGCUAAGAAGCGCGGCCGAUACGACAGCGGCCACGACCUGGACGACGAGUUCGAUGGACACGGCUUCAACCCGAUGGACGCCGCAAACCUGUUCAGCCAGUUUGACGGCAACGACAUGGGCUUCAACUUCCAGUCGCACGGCUUCCCAUCCAACUUCUCAUUCCACUUUGGUUGAUCUCUGUUUGGAACUGCUCUCCAUCAUGGUGUGUUGUUGUAAGAGGAUUGUAAAUGACUUAAACCAGAGGUGGUUAUGGCUCUCAACAGAAGAGUGACUCUUUAAGUAGCUUUCGCUGUCUGUCGAGAGUCGUGUGAAUGAACUGUUGCUGUUUUGUGUAAAUAUCCAGCGGAUCACAAACGAACAUUGUUCUAAUUAAAAAUUCACAAUUUAUCUAUGAA